Messenger RNA from Mercenaria mercenaria, 1767 nucleotides. RefSeq lists its product as uncharacterized. Gene Ontology annotation, molecular function: zinc ion binding; ubiquitin-protein transferase activity. The record is from RefSeq and is a predicted model, not a curated record. Bases 1 to 1767 code for a protein of 588 amino acids. The transcript has a single exon. Gene Ontology annotation, cellular component: nucleoplasm; chromatin. Gene Ontology annotation, biological process: positive regulation of DNA-templated transcription. Lineage: Eukaryota; Metazoa; Mollusca; Bivalvia; Venerida; Veneridae.
AUGUCUGUUCCCGGGCUGCGACAUGACGGAGAAAACCGUACAAAUAAAUUGCUUUCAGUGUCAGGGCGAAAUGAUGCACAGACUGUUGGAUCGGAUAUUGAAUAUGAUUUUGUGUGUGACCCCUGUGAGGAGGAAGGGCAUCGUUUUGAAGCAUAUGGUUUUUGUUCCGAUUGCAACCAUUAUCUUUGUGAGACAUGUUAUACUGCACACCGUCGUCCUAUUCCAAUGAGGAACCAUAAGCUGCUUGAUAAAAAUGAUAUGCCGAAAGUUCGACCAAAGCCCACUUCUGUGAAUAACGAAGUCAUAGAAGAAAAAUGCGACGUUCAUGUUGGCAAAUUCGUCGAAUUCUACUGUGGGAAUCACGAUACAAUUGGAUGUUCAGUGUGCAUGACUCUGGAACAUAAAUCUUGCGACAGCGUUCAGUUUGUACCUGAUAUGAAGGUAGACAACGACAAAUUUGAUGAAAUUAUGAAACAGUUGACAGCCAUGAGUAGCAAUGCAAAAGCUGCCCAAGUCAGUGCCAAAGAACGCGUUUUGCAAACUAAUGACAGUUUUGAUAAUGUUCUACAAGAAGGCAAACGAUUCUGCAAAAUGUCGAAAGAUUUCAUAGAAAGUCUUGAAAAGAAUUUCGAGAAAACAGCACAAAUUGAACGUGAAAAGGUAAUUGAAGAAGUUGAAUCCACCAUUGACAGCUUAGAGAAAACCGCUCAGCAUGCUGAAUCUUUAAGUAAGGAACUGAUUAGCUACAGGUCCCUUAAAAAAGAUGCAAAUUUAUUCAUCGCUGUCAAAAAAGCUGAGAAAGGCAUUGAAUGUUCUUCCCUUGAAGAUAUUUUAUGUGCUUCUAAGGGUAGUAAUACAGGUUAUGUGUUUAUACCGGAUAAAGUAUUAUAUGCUUUACUACAAAAAAUACAUUGCAUAGGUAUUGUCGAGCCAACAUCAAAACAAACAACAGCAGAGCCAUCGGCCUCUAUCAAAUUCGUAACAUGUAGCGAGGAAUUUUCAGCCCAUGCUAAGGAUGACACAUCUGAUUGCAUUAUUGCAGGGAUUUCGAACAUUUAUGAACCUGUAAGAAACAUAAUUGCUGAUGCCGGGAAUAAUAAAAUCAAGGUAAUAAAAGGAUGUUCAAACGCGAUCACUGCGUCUCUGAAACUUUCAGCCAAACCGCAUGCCAUGACAGAGCUUGACCUCAACAAAGUCUGUGUAACUAUUCCAGAAGAAAAGAAAAUCCUUGUCAUUAGCGUUUCCAAACUGUUCCGAAAGGAUACGAUAAAGAUUGCAAAGUCACUAGAAUGCAGGGGCAAAUGUUACGGAGUAGCAACAUAUGGCAGUGCUAUAUAUGUAACAUGUGAAUACGAUGAUGGUCGUUUUGCGAUAAAUUACAUGAAUACAAAAGGCCAAACAGUCAAUCUGAUCAAGUGCAGUGACAAUGAGCCCAUGUAUAUCGCAGUACGAAAAGAUCACCUGUACACGCUUGAUACAAAACAUACCCGUCUAAAGAGUUUGUCUCAAUUUGACGGCUCGACGAUUAAUGAGCUCAAAAUUAAAAACGUAACACACUUUACAGUGACUGACAACUUCUUGAUAGUUGUCGUAGAUUUACCACAGGGCCUUCGUGCAUUUGACUAUGAUUUACAGGAGAUACAUGCUGAAGGAAGCAUUACUGAAGGUAAAAUAGCGCCUAUUUGUAUAGGAAAUUAUGGUUGGAAGAAUUGGCUUUAUGCUGGAUAUAAUAACGGACAGAUCAAAAAAGUUGCACCUUACUUAUAA